AUCAGUGACUAUGAAUCCCGUGAUGAAGAAUGAGGAAGUAGAGAAGGGGGCUGAGCGGAAAGCGGCUGCAUGUGACUUUAUUACGUAAGAUGUUAUGUAACGACGCGACGCGUGAGCGGUGUCGUUGGAUCCGGUUUCGAGCGGACGGUUCCUCUUCUACAAGUAAUCCAGAUGCAAUUGACGCGUUCUUGAUCAAUAACAAGAACAAACAGCCAAUACAGACGUCUGCAGGCGGGUUUUAUGUGAGGAAUUCGGGCACCGCGAUAAAUCGAUCUUGAAACAGACUUUUGCUGCUCGGCAAACCUUAAAACUCUUCCUCCUUCGCUCCAACUUCCAACUUGCUCUUCUUCUCCUCUUCUCCUGUCCUGCCUGCCUCGUCACCUUUCUACUCACCCAACUGCCUAUUCCCUUCCUGUUCACAUAUCCCGCCGCUAUGCAGCUUCCUCGGCCAUCAUGGAAGCUGGCCUUCUUCGGUCUUGUAUUCGCUGAGGCUGCCGUGGUUCUCGCGCUCGAGGGCUACGUCUUUGGCAAGUUCCAGUAUAAUAUCAACUCCAAAAUCAGCAGCGAGCAGCGCAAGAGUUCAAACACUGUCGCAAUCCCAACUUAUCUUGCCUUGUUUAUUUUUGCAGAGGUUUUCCAUCUCGGAAUGACUUUCGACGCUCUCCGAAUGAAAAAUACUAUCCAGGUCAUCGGUCUCUGCAUCUUCAACACCGCGCUCUUGGUCUACGCCGGCAUUCAGUACGAACAAAUUAAGACCGCGGUCGAUUACCUCUCCUCGUGGCAUUUGGACGGCGACAUGGAGAACUAUGUUCUCUCGGGCUCGGCCUGGGGUGAAAUGAGAGCAACUCUUAUUGCAAUCAUUUGCGUUAUCGGAGUGAUUGGAUUCGCAAUGUUCUACGUCUGCUACAAGCUGUACAUCGACUUUGGAUGGUCAAUCUACAAGCAGAUCGGCGCCGACAUCGAAAUGAAGCACCGCUACCUUGCCUACCAAAUCUUCAUGACCCUCCUCAAGUUUGAUGCCUUUUUCUUCCUUGGCUUCACGGUCCAGUUCUGCGUCAUCAUUCUCAACCGCAAGGACGUCGAGUUCGGGCUCACCAUCGCCGUCAUCCCUUGCACCGUCGUCGCGCUCUUUCUCACCAUGAUUGCCAUCCGGAACGAAAUCAAGUCGGCGACCGCGCUCGUGUUUGUCGUUUUCUUGGCCGGAAUGGCGUACUUCAUGUUCAAGCUCAUUCGCAUGUACCAGCCUUCGCAGGUGUCAAAGUACGUCGCGGCCCGCAAGAGUUUGACCACUUUUGCUGUCAUCACUUUAUUCCUCCUCCUGGUCUCAGAAAUAAAUAUGGUUUUCUGCGCCCGGAAUUUCAACAAGGGCCUCAAGCCCUAUAUCGCUUCGCAGUCCUCAAUAAGGAGGCUCUGGACCCGCUCGUCUUCAGACAGCGGCGAGGCCGAGAAGCUCGAGGGCGAGGACAGUAUGGGUGGAAACUCGCCAUCAUCACCGGGCUACCGGAGGCGGUUCUCGCUCGACUAAGUGUAACAACAAAGUAUCAUAUUUUUUUUUGCGUUAUCUGUAUCUGCUUUCUUGGGAUGUUUGUUUUAUAUUUGGUAUUUAUAUACUACAUAGUUUCUGGUACAUGGGCUUUUGUUUUAUGUUGAUG
Messenger RNA from Myxozyma melibiosi, 1652 nucleotides. RefSeq lists its product as uncharacterized. The record is from RefSeq and is a predicted model, not a curated record. Bases 434 to 1525 code for a protein of 363 amino acids. Lineage: Eukaryota; Fungi; Ascomycota; Lipomycetes; Lipomycetales; Lipomycetaceae. Gene Ontology annotation, cellular component: Golgi apparatus. The transcript is spliced from 4 exons.